This is a messenger RNA of Salvia hispanica, 2870 nucleotides long. Its product is annotated as Pentatricopeptide repeat (PPR) superfamily protein. NCBI's taxonomy places the organism in Eukaryota, Viridiplantae, Streptophyta, Magnoliopsida, Lamiales, Lamiaceae. Gene Ontology annotation, biological process: RNA modification. The record is from RefSeq and is a predicted model, not a curated record. Gene Ontology annotation, molecular function: protein binding; RNA binding.
AAAAAUAUAAUGUGAAAAAAGGCCAUUAAAAGAACCAAAGCCCAGUUACCAAAUUAAAAAAUAUAAUGUGAAAAAAAGCCCAAAUCUCUCUACCUGCAUAUCUCCGGCGGCCGUAAACAAGGCGGCUCCUCCGCAUCUCUGCGGCCAAUCUCAGCUAAUCUGAAACAUCAACAACCUUCAUUCAAUGAAUAAAAAUAUGUUCUUGGCAAUGCAUCUCAACAAAACUCAUUUCCAAUUUUACCGCAAAUUCUCUUCCAGACGAACUCCGCCUCCGAAUCUCAAAGCGUGCGUCGCAUCGCUUCAAUCAUGCGCGCAGAAUCGCGAGCUCUUGGAGGGUAGAAAGGUCCACGCGCGUAUGAUCGUCGGCGGCCAUCUCUCUUCUCCGGUCUCCGCCACUAGCCUCAUCAAUAUGUACUCCAAAUGCAGCUCCGUCGCCGAUGCUGUAUCCGUUUUCAAUUCGUCGAAAGACGUUCACAACGUGUUCGUUUAUAAUUCUAUUAUAGCUGGAUUGACCGCUAACGAUUUGCCAUUUGAAGCUUUCGAAUUUUAUCGCAAAAUGCGGUCUUGUGGUGUAGAGCCGGAUAAAUUCACGUUUCCUUGUGCGAUUAAGGCGUGUUUGGAUGUUUCGGAUUUGAGGAAUAUUCAUGGGCUGCUAUACAAGUUUAAGUUGAAUUGUGAUCCGUAUAUAGGGAGCGCGUUGCUGCAUUGUUACUUGAAAUUUGAGGCGAUGUAUGAUGCAGAGCAGCUGUUUGAAAGAAUGCCGGAAAGAGAUGAUACUGUGCUUUGGAAUGCUAUGAUCAAUGGAUUUGUGCAAAUUGGGGAAUUUGGUAAGGCCUUGGCUAUUUUUAGGAGGUUGGUUGAGUCGGGGCUCCUGCCAAACGAGUUCUCAGUCACGGGGGUGUUAUCUGCUUUGACCUUGGCUGCCGAUGUGUACAAUGGCAAGGCAGUUCAUGCGUUUGUGAUUAAGAUGGGUCACGAUGUGGGAAUGGAGGUUUCGAAUGUGCUGAUUGAUAUGUAUGGGAAAUGCAAGCAACUUAAUGCUGCAUUACUGGUUUUUGAGAAUAUGAUUGAGAGGGAUAUGUAUUCGUGGAACACGAUUGUUAGUCUUCACGUGCGAUGGGGAGAUCAAAAUGAAGCUUUGAGACUCUUGAAGAUGAUGGUGAGCUCGGGGUUUCAGCCUGAUGUGGUGACUGUAACUGCUGCACUCCCUGCUUGCUCAUAUUUGUCAGCGUUGAUGCGUGGGAAGGAGAUACACGGCUAUAUGAUUUGCAAAGGGAUGCAUAAGUUAGGUAGUGUGAAUAUUGCUAAUGCUAUCAUGGAUAUGUAUGCAAAAUGUGGCAGUUUGAGGGAAGCAAGAAUGGUUUUUGAUGAGACAGAAGUGAAGGAUGUUGCUUCAUGGAAUAUAAUUGUGAUGUGUUAUGGUAUGCACGGAUUUGGAGAAGAGGCGUUGAAUAUGUUUUCUCUCAUGUGUGAAGGCGGAUUGAAGCCCGAUGCAGUCUCCUUCGUUGGGGUAUUGACGGCCUGCAGCCACGCGGGCUUUUUAAGUCGGGGGCAAGAAAUUCUUGCAGAAAUGCAGCCGAAAUAUGGUGUCACACCAGAUAUUACACACUAUGCUUGCGUGAUUGACAUGCUUGGUCGAGGUGGGAAGCUGGAGGAAGCGUUUGAACUGAUGUCGCACAUGCCAAUUGAGCCAAACCAUGUCGUGUGGAGGUCAUUCUUGGCUGCGUGCCAGGUCCAUGGCAAUGCUGACAUGGCAAAGGUUGCGGCUGAGAGGGUUCUUGAACUCGAACCGAAUCACAGUGGGAAUUAUGUAUUGAUGUCUAAUGUUUUUGGAGCAGCCGGGAGAUAUGCAGAGGUGGCGGAGUUGAGGCAUGAGAUGAGGCAGAAGGAUGUGAAGAAAUCGCCCGGUUGUAGCUGGAUCGAACUGACUGAUGGUGUGCGCGUGUUCCUCAAUGGAGAUUGCGAAGAAAACUUUGACGAUGGAUUGGAGACACUAACUUUGUGUUUGCGAGAGCACGGCCUUACAGUAGAUACUGUAGAGAGCUGUAUUUAGAAGUUGAUGUUUGGUGAUUUGGAGAUGAAACACAGACUGCCCUAUUGCAUUUUGCUAAUGAUUAAAAUGAUCACCAGAUUGUUCAUUGGAGAACAAACCUGCCAAAUUGAGUUUCAAGGCCAAAGAUCCUGGUAUGAAGGUUACUCUGUGAUGUGGAACACAGGCUUGGAACUGGAGGGGCUACCCAGAUAAAGGCACACCCUUGGUUUGUGGAUGUUGAAUGUAUGAAAUGGAAGCACCCUUCAAACUGGAUGUUAAUGGAGAGCUGGACACCCACAACUUUAUGAAAUUGGAUGAAGUACACUUAGUCUCACUGCUAUAUUUAUUGCUAUAAUUCUCUGCUUCAAUGCUUAGCUAGAACUAUGAAGUAUCACAGUCUCUAGUUAUCCUAUAGGUCACUUGUUUGGUGAAAAUCUUACUUUGGUUUUGGUUUUGGUUUAGAUAGUAUAUUAUCCGUAUAGGAUAUCAAACUCUAAGGCAUCUCUAAAUCAAAUAAAAAUCAUGAAUGACUAUCAUUCAUUCAUGAUUUAGAUGGGGUAUAAUUAUUAGGGAAGUAUGUGAUAGGGAAAUUUGAGGGUCGUUUGCCCAGGUUGGCAAUGGAACUUGCUUUCUCUUGUGGUAGCCUCCUUAUCUUAGUUUUUAUGUCUGGAUGGUUGGCCCCACCACUACUACUGCUUCACUUCACUGUUUUUUCUAGGACCAACAAUUUCUACAUUUUAUGACAUUACUAUCCAAGUACUACUUAUUUCGAUUUCUGAUGGGCAAAUACCAAAUAGACAUUUAAUUGAUAUUUUAACCAUUUCUAUAUUUUAUGACA